AUGCCCGAGCGCCUCGGCCGACCUCGCGAACCGCUUCCGAAUCUGCGAGGUGAAGACGAAACGGAGAUUAGGUAUCUCAUCGACUUAAUCGAAACGCAAUCAUGGAUCCUCUCCCCCCUCAAACCCCCCUCCUGCAUCCUCGGCCGCCACCCCCCACCCAAAGCCUCCGCCUCCUCCACCUCCAAACCAAAAGCCGUCGAUCCCUCUUUCGCUUUCUGCGCCUCCCUCUACAGCAUCGAGCAAGGCGGAGUCAGGAGCUUGGAACUGGGACCUGAAAUGGGUGGGAGCAGGAAAGAGGCGCUGGAGCAUUUGUUGGGGGUUGUGGAGAUGGAGAUUGGAAGGAUGAUGCUGAAUGAUGAUAAUUAUCAGAAGAAGAAGGCGGCGAGGGACGGGGGUGGGAGUGUUGGGAGUGGGAGUGUGGGGAGGGGUGAGAGGGGAUGA
Molecule: messenger RNA, 441 nt
Organism: Alternaria viburni
Lineage: Eukaryota; Fungi; Ascomycota; Dothideomycetes; Pleosporales; Pleosporaceae
Exons: 2
Coding region: 1-441 (146 amino acids)
Source: RefSeq, a predicted model, not a curated record